Messenger RNA from Lycium ferocissimum, 600 nucleotides. RefSeq names its product indole-3-acetic acid-amido synthetase GH3.6-like. The transcript is spliced from 2 exons. Gene Ontology annotation, molecular function: indole-3-acetic acid amido synthetase activity. Lineage: Eukaryota; Viridiplantae; Streptophyta; Magnoliopsida; Solanales; Solanaceae. The record is from RefSeq and is a predicted model, not a curated record. Gene Ontology annotation, cellular component: cytoplasm. Bases 1 to 528 code for a protein of 175 amino acids.
AUGGGCUAUUUCGAGUUCUUACCAAUUCACAGGAACAAUAGAAUGUUUCUUUGGGAUCAACCUGAACCCUUUUGUAAGCCCAGUGAAGUCUCUUACACACUCUUUCCCACCAUGGGCUAUUUCGAGUUCUUACCAAUUCACAGGAACAAUGAAGUCGUCGAUUCUCUCUCCAUAUCCGAGUCACAUAAUGAGAGAAAAGAACAACAAAUGGUCGAUUUGGUUGAUGUCAAGAUUGGCCAAGAAUACGAGCUCGUUAUUACCACAUAUUCUAGACUCUAUAGCUACAGGGUGGGUGAUGUGCUUUGGGUUACUGGAUACAAGAACAACACGCCUCAAUUCAACUUUGUACGCCGGGAAAAUGUAAUCUUGAGCAUCGAUUCUGACAAGACUGAUGAAUUUGAGCUGCAAAAUGCAGUGAAAAAUGCAGCGAGCAAUCUGAUGACAUUCGAUGCACGUGUAACCGAGCACACACCAGCUAUGCGGAUACUGCCACCAUUCCAGGCCACUAUGUCAUAUUCUGGGAGCUGAGCGAGAAUGGCUCCACCCGGAUUCCUCCUUCGGUUUUUGAAGAAUGUUGCCUCACCAUUGAAGAAUCUUUAA